AUGUCUGAGGGACUGUUGACGCAGUGGCGGGAUCGUGUGGUUGAGGCGGAGACGGAGAUCAGUGUUGUGCAGGAGGACAUCACCGCCCUUGUGAAGCAACGCAAGGAGAUCAAACAAGAUAUUGGCCGAUAUGAUAAACUUGUACAGCGCGAAAAACAAGAAAUGUUGAAACGCCUAGAAGAAGUAGAAGGACAAGCAGAGGAAUUGGAGGGGAAAUGUCAGAAGACACUACAAAACAAAACACAGGUGGAGGAAUUAUAUGUAAAGACGUUGGAUAACUAUGAAUCUAUGCAUGCCAUUGUGAAGGAGAUUCAAAUGGAUGAACAACAAUUACAACAACGAGAGGAUUUUGAGGCAAAAUUACAAGAAGAAAGUUUAUUAUGGGCAGAAGAGGAACAUGGUCUCCGUACAAGGCUUAAUACAUUACAAAGUUCCCUUAAAAAACAACGAAAACAAUAUCAAGAAGAAAUUACAGCACUAGAGACAGAACUUGCAGCAGCUGAAAGACAACUGCAGAAAGUCCAAUCAGAACGUCAAGGGGAUAUACAACAACAGCAAGAACAACAACAACAAUUGUUACUACAUAUACAAGGUGGUAAACACAGUCGACGUGGUACCCCAAUCCCAACAGCACAAAAUUCAUUUUCAACAACACGUGAUGCGAAUCAUAAAGAACAGGAAUUUAUCUCUGCGAAUGCAUCUUCUAGCGUCCCAACACGUCAACUCCGUUCUUGCCUUAAAAAUAGUAACAACUCUACAUCAAACGGCAAUCAUACUUUGGACACCAAGAAUCAGCUAGGAUGUAACAGUAAUAAUAAUAAGAUUAACAAUAUUUACAGUGGUGGUCUCUCGGCAUCUCAAUGCCAGUCAGCCCCUGUUUCAAGAGCCACUUCACAAGCACUUGUGGCAGGCGAAAGUAAUGGACUAAUUCUACCAUCUGGUCUUACCACACCUCAUCGUGCUUAUUCUUAUGCGGCUGGUAAGAAGGCUGGGAACAGAAAACGUGAAGUUCUUGGAGAUUCGACAAACUUUUAG
This is a messenger RNA of Trypanosoma theileri, 1035 nucleotides long. RefSeq lists its product as uncharacterized. NCBI's taxonomy places the organism in Eukaryota, Euglenozoa, Kinetoplastea, Trypanosomatida, Trypanosomatidae. The coding region runs from base 1 to 1035 and encodes 344 amino acids. The record is from RefSeq and is a predicted model, not a curated record. The transcript has a single exon.